Molecule: messenger RNA, 924 nt
Organism: Malassezia japonica
Lineage: Eukaryota; Fungi; Basidiomycota; Malasseziomycetes; Malasseziales; Malasseziaceae
Exons: 5
Coding region: 1-924 (307 amino acids)
Biological process (GO): negative regulation of proteasomal ubiquitin-dependent protein catabolic process; negative regulation of protein ubiquitination; negative regulation of protein K48-linked deubiquitination
Cellular component (GO): cytoplasm; nucleus
Molecular function (GO): K48-linked polyubiquitin modification-dependent protein binding
Source: RefSeq, a predicted model, not a curated record
AUGGGGGACCGCGAAGCAUUGCUGGAAAUGGGAUUUGAGCAGGACCGCGUCGACUGGGCGCUCCAGGAGACCAAGUCUUCUGGGAUGCAGGCCGCGCUCGACCACCUCGAGGCGCACCAGGACGAGCCGAUGCCGGAAAACUGGCGCGAAGCGAGCGAGGCGCCGGCCUCGGAGGCGCCCAAGUCCAUCCGCUGCCGCGAGUGCGACAAGGUGUUCCGCGACAUGGACCUCGCGAUGUACCAUGCGGACAAGUCGGGCCACGACGACUUUGAAGAGAGCACCGAGGAGAUCCAGCCGCUGACCGAGGAGGAGAAGCAGCAGCGCCUCGCCGAGCUGCGCCACAAGCUGCAGGAGAAGCGCGCAGCGAACGCGUCAAAGGACGCCGACGAGCGCCGCGCCAACGAGCAGAUCCGCCGCAAGGCCGGCCAGGACGCCGGCGCCGCGCGCGAGGAGCUCGAGCGCAAGGAGCGCAUCAAGGAGGCGGAGCGCAAGCGCCGCGAAAAGGCCGAUGACAUUGCCGCCAAGGCGCGCGUCAAGGCCCAGAUCGAGGAGGACAAGCGCGCGCGCGCAGAAAAGGCGGCGCGCGAAAAGGCGCUGCGCGAGGGCACGCCGCUCCCCGGCGCGGCGCCCCAGGGCGCGCCCGCGCCGCCGCCCACCGCGUCCGUGCCCCGCGCGAAUGCGGGCACGGAGGCGCGUCUCCGCGUCCGUGCGCCGGGCGGCCAGUGGAUGGGCACGCUGCCCGCCGACGCGACGCUCGCCGACCUCGAAAAGGCGGUGCUUGCGGAUGGCAAGGGCGGCGAUGCGUCCGCGCUGCAGUUUUCGUCGACCUUUCCCCGGCGCACCUUUGGCGCGGCCGAGCGCCAAGAGACGCUCAAGGCGCUGGGGCUCGUGCCGAACGCGGCCCUGGAUGCGAGUAGUGCGUAG